Brassica rapa (field mustard) is the source of this 1476-nucleotide messenger RNA. RefSeq names its product aspartic and glutamic acid-rich protein. The record is from RefSeq and is a predicted model, not a curated record. NCBI's taxonomy places the organism in Eukaryota, Viridiplantae, Streptophyta, Magnoliopsida, Brassicales, Brassicaceae.
GCGUUAUCUCGAUUUAGCCCUAACCUAUACGGCUGCUUCACCCAGAUUUCCUCAUCUUAACCAGAAAAAAAAAACCAAAAGCCUUAUUCUAAUCUCUUCUCAAACCUUCACUUUUUCAAUUCAUCGGACUCUCGAUCAAAAUAUAUUUGUUGCUCAGACUUCUUUUCUUUUUUAGAUCUCUUUCCCAUUUGUUUAUCCGUUUAGACUUAUCGGUUCUGUCCGAAGAAGCUUGUUUGUUAAAUUCUGUCGUUUUAUCCGAAUCAAAAACAAUCAAGUGGGGAGGGAAGAAGAUGGCUGGAGGUGGAAACAGGAGAGAGGAAGGGUCGAUUACGAUCCAGAGCACCAAUUUGUUUGCAGCUUUGGACACUCGCAAGAAGAAGAAGAAGACUGACAAAGCUGGCAAGAGCAAAGGGUCCUCCUCCUCAUCCUCCUCUAAGACACAGAAGGAGCCUGAGCCUCAGGUUUUCUGGGCGCCUACGCCUUUGAAAGUCAAGUCUUGGGCUGAUAUUGAUGAUGACGAUGAAGACGAUGACUAUUACGCUACCACUGCUCCUCCUCUCCCCUCGGGUUGGACCACUUCUGAGCCUAAAGACACUCCUGUUGAGGAAAGUGAAAGUGAGGAAGAUGUACUUGAUGAAGGUGAUGAUGAUGUGGAUGAAGAGCACGAAACAGAGGUGCAAGUUCAUCCGGAACCGGAGCCUGAGGUGAAGAAAGCACCUGAAGCUCCUGCACCUCCCAAAGAGGCUGAGAGGCAACUUUCCAAGAAAGAGAGGAAGAGGAAGGAACUUGCUGAGCUUGAGGCUUUGUUGGCAGAUUUUGGAGUUGCCCCUAAGGAGGAUAAUGGUCAAGAAGAGGCUAAAGAAGAGAUCAAUGGAGAGGGAGAGAAGAAAGAGAAUGCAGCAGGUGGGGAGUCAAAGGCAUCAAAGAAGAAGAAAAAGAAGGAUAAACAGAAGGAGGUUAAAGAAUCUCAAGAGCAACAAGCUAACGCAGAUGAAGCUGCUGGGUCUGAACCGACUGAGGAAGAAUCUGCAGUUGAUGUCAAAGAAAGGCUGAAAAAGAUUGCAUCCAUGAAGAAGAAGAAAUCAAGCAAAGAGAUGGAUGCCGGAGCCAAAACUGCCGCCCAGGAGGCAGCUGCAAGACGUGCAAAGCUGGCGGCUGCAAAGAAGAAGGAGAAGAACCACUAUAACCAACAGCCUGUGCGGUAAGCUUAACCCGCCAUUUUGAUCUUUUGAUGGACAUACGAGUAUGGGCAUGUAUUUGGCCCGUAUUUUGUUCAUAAUGGUGUCUUCUUCUCAGCUCUGCUUUAAUAAAUCUUUUGAAGGUUUCUGGUUUUAGAGUUGGUACGCACAUUGAAUCCUUUUUUUUUUCUAGUCUUAUAAUGAUGAUGUCCAAAGACAAAAAAAAACUUGAAAAUUUCGUUUCUUUCUGUAAACUUUUGUCCUUUUUAAUCUCAGGUGCGAUGAUUUUACCUUCUCU